Messenger RNA from Conger conger (European conger), 4927 nucleotides. Its product is annotated as PWWP domain-containing protein 2A-like. The coding region runs from base 29 to 3103 and encodes 1024 amino acids. Lineage: Eukaryota; Metazoa; Chordata; Actinopteri; Anguilliformes; Congridae. The transcript has 3 exons. Gene Ontology annotation, molecular function: histone binding; chromatin binding. The record is from RefSeq and is a predicted model, not a curated record. Gene Ontology annotation, cellular component: nucleus.
UAACCUUCGCUUGCAAAGCGGAAAGAAAAUGGCGGCCGUGGCUGCGGAGCCAGGAGCUGCUGCGGCAUCAACGACAGUGGGGGACGGAACCGAGUUCGAGUCGGAGGCCAAACUCCAGACCGAGGCUACGAAUGAUUGCGCGUCGGCGAUGGACUUUAUGCGCAUAGCCAAGGAUCACGAUGCAGCUCCGGAAUGCCGACUGGUCAACGCCGAUACACGGGACAGGCCGGAGCAAGAAGCCGCGGGAAAAGCUAACGUCGCUGUUACCGAGGACGAACAAAUUGAUGCCGGCUGUCCGAAGGGUAGUAGAGAAAGGGAGGCUGAGAUCACACCGAAAGACCGCGGAGGUCUGCCCGUCCGCGGUGAGUGUGAGAGCUUUAACGCGGAGUUUUCGCCAGUUCUUCUGGAGGUUGCAAACGAGGUCAGUCCGUGCGACUCCAUCGCCCGCUUGCAGCCUUCUCCCACUCCCAUCUCCACUUCUGAACCGUCGGUAGUCUUUCUACAUUCGCACUGUAAACCUCCUGCACCAGGGAUAGACUCUGGGCUUGCUGCGCCCUUACUCUCUUUAGUAGAGCCGGUGGAAACUAAGGUCGAGUAUGCUACCAGCCACGGAUCGAAUGCAACGACGGAACCAACCGAGAUAGUGUGCGAGGUCCGAGCUUUAAUCAAACCACGGCUGGUUACGGAACCAGAGUCUAAACCCACAGAUCAUGUCGCUUCUCCCGAGUUGGAGAGCGGUUCGACGGAAGAUGCUGUACUGAAAUGCUGCGAGAUCACUGAUCACACAACCUCUCUGCCCGUAUUAGAAAGGGAGAAACUACUCGGAACCACCGAUGAAGAGAGUAACACCAGAGACCUUACAAACAUUUUUCCUUGCAACUCUUCAGAUCCACAUGAAACAGAACUGGACCCGUUACCCCCGGUGUUGGAAUCGGAGGACUUGUACGCUCAGCGCAUCUUUCACGCCGACUCCACCGAAACUCUGCCCGAAUCAAAGCCCACAAUGACGGGCGGAGAGACCUCUGGGCUGCCGCCCGACUCAAUCGCCCACCUCAGUCCUGGUUCUGAGGUUCGAGUCUCGCUGGAUCACAUCAUCGAUGAUGCACUUGUGGUGUCCUUUCAGCUGGGCGAGAAGAUCUUCUCAGGGGUUCUUAUGGACCUCUCCAAAAGGUUUGGACCCUACGGAAUCCCAGUCACGGUGUUUCCCAGGAGACUGGACAGGGAUAGGCCGGAAUCUAUGCAGCUAAAGCCCGAACCAUUCCCACUCGGCGUGGGGAAGGACGGGGAGGGGGUUGGGGAUUCUACAGACAGUCCUCCCAAAGAAUCUUCCAAAACCCAUGCAACCCCCGCCCCCAACCCUGCCCCUACCCCUACCCCUACCCCUACCCCUACCCCUACCCCAAACUCGUGGACUACGAAACCCCCUCCCUUGUUCCAGGAGGGCGCCCCGUACCCCCCACCUUUGUUUAUCAGGGACACCUACAGCCAAUCCAUACCUCAGCCCCCUCCCCGGAAGAUCAAGAGGCCCAAGAGGCGGCUCUACCGGGAGGAGCCCACGUCCAUCAUGAGCGCCAUCCGGCUGCGGCCGCGCCAGGUGCUCUGCGACAAGUGCAAGGGCGCCGUGGCGACCGGCGACAAGAGGGAGCUCAGGAGGGGUCCCGGCUCGGACUGCCCCUCGGGCCGGGGCGGGGAGGAGGCCAAGCGCCGGCGAGGCGAGAGUGCGGCGUCCAGCGGCGGAAAACGGCCCCGAUCCGAGGAGAGGUCCCGCAGCGCCGAGGGGCCCAAACGGCAGCCCCCAGCGGUCCGGAACUCCUCCUCGUCCUCCUCCUCCUCCUCUUCCUCUUCUUUGUCGGGACAGGUGAAGGGCGGAGGGGGAGGGAACAGAGUGCCCAGGGGGGCGCCGGCGCCCCCGCCCACCAGUAACGCCAAGAAGGUGCUGCAGAGCAAGAACGUGGACCACACCAAGGCCCGCGAGGUCCUGAAGCUGGCCAAGGCCCAGCGGCGGCAGCGGGACACCGUGGUCGUGGCGGUCGCUGACGCCAAGGCCAGGACGAGGGCCGCCGCCCUGCAGGACGCCCAUCAGAAGGUCCACUUCACGCGCCGGCUGCACCGGAUCACCGGGGGCAGCGUGGGCCGUCUGGCCGCCUCCGCCCCUCUCCCGUCCCGGAUCCGCAUCAAGCCCCAAAGGUACCGUAACGGAAAGAACCCGUCGGGCCUCCCCACGGCAGAGGCGGGUGGUUGUGCGAGCUUGCCCAACCCUGCCCUGCCCUGCACCUCCUCCUCCACCUGCUCCUCCUUCUCCUCCUGCUCCCUGGGCAACCCUGACCCCGCCAUUGCCACUGAGAAACAGGGCUGCGCUAGAGAGCUCGAACCCAAGACCCAGCCCAGCAGUCCCCAAACCCAACCCCUGCCUUGUCCGGUAAUAGAAACCGACCCCCAGGCGGAGCCGGGGGAGCAGGGGGGCCGGGAGGGGAAGCGGGAGACACGGAGGGGUAGGCCGGUCAGCCUGUCUGUUUACACGACCGUUGACCCCGGCCGACCUGCCUCCUCGAAUGCCUCUGUUUGUAGUGUCGAUAGCGCAGAGGACCUUAGGUCCUCAAAUUCUGAGUGUAGCUCCAGCGAGACCUUUGUCUCCUUGCGUCCUGUUCUCCUGCGCCCUCCCCCAAUCCCCGGUACCACAUCGUCAUCCUCCUCCUCUUCCUCCAGACAGGGCGGAAGGCCCAGUAGAUCCCCGAAGGCCUCGGCCUUCUCCAAAUCCGUCUCUAAGUCCGUAGCCCCGGACGGCGGGGCUGUGCGGGUGGGGGACAUCGUCUGGGGAAAGAUUUGCGGCUUCCCCUGGUGGCCGGCUCGUGUGCUGGCCGUCACCGUGAGCCGCAAAGGCAAGGGCCUCCCGGCGGGGCCGGAGGCGCGGGUGUCGUGGUUCGGGUCGCCCACCACCUCCGUCCUCGCCCUGGCGCAGGUCUCCCGCUUCCUCGACAGUUUCUCGUCCCGCUUCGACAAGAAGAGAAAGGGCCUGUACCGUAGGGCCGUUGCCGACGCUGCCCAGGCCACCAAACCGCUCACGCCCGAGGUGCGCGCCCUGCUCACGCAGCUCCACACCUGAGGCGGGCCAGGGAAGGGGAAGUAGUUAACCCCCAUCCCCUCUUGCCACACCGCCCUGCCAUUAACCAAUCAGGUCGGCUGAUGUCCCCCCUCCCCAAAACCCAGUGCCUUCCUGAAUGAGUCGUUGAGAUAAUGCAAACUCUUUGGGACUUCUGUUUUCAGCCUCAGUUUCUGAAAUGUCUCGAUCUGGGCUGCUAGGCUUUAUUGGGGGUAGGGAAGCUCAACCGUAGAGUCUCUAGGAUAUUGGCAGGGAACGGAUGAAAAAGGGAGAUGUUAUUUGGGGAUUAGGUUGAACCAUAAGUAUUGCCUCUCAGUUGGCCUGCCCUUAUUUUCGCCACACUCCUGAUCUAUUACCGUCUGGCCUCCAGUGAAGUGGCCUUUGAUUGGCUGAUCUGGCUGUUUGGUGACUGUGAUUGGUGGGGAAUGCGAGCAGAACAUAUAGGAUAUAGAUCUGACGUCUGGUUGUCUUGGUGAUGCUUAAUAGCAGUGUGGUAUGAUGACAGUGUUGCUUGGGGGAGGGGAGGGCAGGUCAGGGCACUGCUUGAUUGGAUACCUCACCUGCCAGUCACGGUUUUCCACAGCUCGUCUUUAUUCAGUGUGACAAUUCGGUAGCAGCAAGGUUACAUGAGAAUACAAUACAAUACAAUACAAUAGAAUUCUGCUGAAUAUUUUUUGCACACAGUCUUCAUACUUCUCCUGUUCUUCUACUUCUACUGUUCCUAAGCCCCCCCUGCCACCCAAUAGGAAAGCAAAUUGACGAUCGGAUCAGUAUUGCAUCUGUUCCGUGAUUUAGCUAAAAAUAACAUUUUGUCGCACACAGCCUGUCUUUAUAGGUCUGCUGUAUUUUUCAUUUAGUUUAGUCUUUUAGUCUGUUUCAACAUUUACUGAAGCAAUUCAGGUUCUGGGGCAGCCUGUAGCCUAGUGGGUAAGGUACAUGACUAGGACCUGGAAGGUUGGUAGUUCAAGCACAGGUGUAGCCACGAUAAGAUCCGCACAGCUGUUGGGCCCUUGAGCAAGGCCCUUAACCCUGCAUUGCUCCAGGGGGGAUUGUCCCCUGCUUAGUCAAAUCAGCUGUGAGUCGCUUUGGAUAAACGUCAGCUAAAUAACAAAUUAUUAUAAUUAUGAUUAGGUUCCGUUCAAGUGGCUUUCUCAAGGCUCGGACCACAGUGCUUCAGCUGAGAAUCAGACCCACAGCCUGGAUAGUUCCCUGUGCAUUGUGCCACACUGCCGACCUAUGAGUGAAAUGUAUUAAAGUAACAGAUGGAAAAACCCUAAAUGUUCUAGUUUAUCGCAUGUGUAAUUCAAAGCACAAAACCUCAACCAGCAAAACAUAGACCGGUUCCUUUUUUUAACGAUACUGCGGAGCUGAAACCAGCUAUUUCACCUUUCCCAGAGGCUUGCAUGCUUCUACCAUUUACUGAAAAGUGACUUCUGUAGGCGCUGAAUAUCAGCAUACCUGCAAUUCCACCUUUCCUCCCUGAGAGUAUACGCUCCCCCUUUGGGGAAUUUCUUCUUUCUGUGAUCCCUGAUCUCACUGGAGAAGAGUGCCUGCUAAAACUCCAGUGAAGAGAAAUAGGGCUAGCAAAUUCUUUCUGUGUGGGAGCAGACUUGUACUGUCAGACAGCGCCUCGUAGGUGUAGACUGUCAUGACGACCGUUUUGGAUAUCACAAACUGAACUGAAUGCAGGAUUUAGUUUGCCGGUACGCUUUCUGCAGAUGUUUCAUUUGGCCUACCUGGCUCAAAUGUAUAAUUCUUUUGCGUCAAAAUACUUUUCUGGGCUUUACUGAGCUUGUCUGGUGUAUUGGAACCUAUGAAAUACUCUGG